AUGGGGCGGUGCCUAGGAGCGGCGUGGAGCAUCGUGGGGGUGCUCGCUCUGGUACUGCAGACGUAUGCGCGUCCGCUUACACCCAAGCUGCUUUUGGAGGCCCCACGUCCCGCGUCACAUGUGGCUGUGAAUGCACCAGGCACAGCGGCCUUGCUGGGUGUAGAAAUGCCUUCGACCACGACAGGCGAUGUAUCCAAGGCUUUGUAUUACAUUCCUCUAGACCCGCCCGCUUCUUGGGAGCACAAACAAGCAUCGUUGCUUCAAAAUGGCACCAACGACGCAGUCUUCUUGGAUGAGGACACGUUUGUCUUCGUGAAGGACCAGCAGCUGCACUGCCGUUCGCUGCGCGAAGACAAGAGCGAGCUUCUACUGCAUUUACCCAAAGGCAUCCAGCAUAUGCAGAGUGUGAGGACAGCCAAAGACACGGCCACGUUGGCAUUCUCGGCCAUGGUGUUUGACGACGGAGAUAUCUACGCACAGCACCCAGAGCAAGAGGCAGCAUGGCAACGUGCUAAAGUAUACGAUCAGCUAUUUAUUCGACAUUGGGACCAGUGGCAGCACCCUCAGCAGCGCACGCAGCUCUUUGCGCUGGAUUUGUACAGGCACCAGAGUGGAUGGACCGUGCGAGACAAGAUCCGGAAUCUGCUCCAAGCAACUCGACUCGAAUCGCCGGUGGGACCGCUGGGUGAUGCGAGCGAUUUCAGUCUGUCGCGCCAUUAUGUGGCCUUUACAGCCAAGGACCCAGACGCGCCACCAGCUUGGCACACGCGCCAGCACAUCUACCUGGUGCCUCUUGAUGGACACGCCCCGCCCAAACGCAUUAGCCUCGCUGAGAACCGUGGCUGGGCAGGCACACCUGUGAUAUCACCCAACGAGGAUAUGGUCCUGUUCCUUCAGCAGUACAAAGAUGGAUUCGAGAGCGAUCGCAAGGUACUGCAAGCUUAUCUUAUGGAGGGGGGUCAGCAGGUCGAGAUCUUUCCGGAUUGGGACGUGUCUCCCGACACACUUUCCUUUUCGUCGGAUGGACGCACGCUGUAUGCGGUCGUUCCUGAGGACGAGCAGCGCAAGGUGUAUGCCAUCUCGGUGCAGGGCGCGUCGUUUUCCGACAAACACGCGCUGGUGGUCGAUGGCUCGGCCUCGUCGCCCACCCAGCUUCCAGAUGGACGCCUCAUCUAUGUUUUAUCGACUCUUCAAAGUCCGAAUGACGUGUACCUUUAUGAUAGGGGGCAAACGACGCGUCUCACGCAUUUUUGGCAGUGGUCUGAUGCGCAUCGUGACGUGGACAUGGGUCCUGUGCCUGAGCGCUUCACAUACCAAGGCGCAGACGGCGUAACGAUGCAUGGAUGGCUCAUCAAACCACCGUCGUAUGAAGCCGACGUCAAGGCAGGCAAGAAGCUGCCUCUUGCGGUGCUGCUGCAUGGCGGCCCAGAAGGCGACUGGAGCAAUGGGUGGUCGACGCGAUGGAAUCCCGUGGCAUUCGCGGCAGCAGGCUUUGUCGUGACGACUCUGGAUCCAUCUGGGUCCAUUGGGUUUGGGCAGGCUCUGACGGAUCGCGUCCUGGAACACUGGGGCGAUCGAGUCAAGGAAGACGUUUUGCGAGGGGUGCAUCAUGUGCUUGACACGCAUACUUACUUGGAUCGUGAUCGUGUCGUGGCUGCUGGCGCGAGUUUUGGCGGGUACAUGGUGAACUGGCUGCAGGGGCACAACCAAGGCAAGCUGUUCAAGGCUUUUGUGACACACGACGGCAUCUUCCAUCUCGAAAGUAUGUACUAUUCUACGGAGGAGCUCUACUUUCCGGAGUCAGAACUAGGCGGCUUACCGUGGACGUCGCCGCAUCUAUACGAGGCGUUUAGCCCGCACCGCCAUGUGGCUGCAUGGUCCACGCCCCAUUUGAUCGUGCACGGCGGACGUGAUUUUCGACUGAGCCCUGCCCAGGGCAUUUCGGCCUUUACAGCCCUCCAGCGCCGUCAUGUUCCGUCUCGCCUGCUCUUCUUCCCUGAUGAGGGACACUGGGUCCUCGAUCCACGUAACUCGUUGCAAUGGCACGAGCAAGUGUUGGGCUGGCUCCAAUAUUGGUCCCGCCCACCUGCCACCGCUCUCACGGACCACCAAGCGGUGUUCUCCACGUGA
Molecule: messenger RNA, 2130 nt
Organism: Malassezia restricta
Lineage: Eukaryota; Fungi; Basidiomycota; Malasseziomycetes; Malasseziales; Malasseziaceae
Product: dipeptidylpeptidase
Exons: 1
Coding region: 1-2130 (709 amino acids)
Biological process (GO): proteolysis
Molecular function (GO): serine-type endopeptidase activity
Source: RefSeq, a predicted model, not a curated record